Molecule: messenger RNA, 999 nt
Organism: Cheilinus undulatus (humphead wrasse)
Lineage: Eukaryota; Metazoa; Chordata; Actinopteri; Labriformes; Labridae
Product: protein THEM6-like
Exons: 3
Coding region: 98-709 (203 amino acids)
Source: RefSeq, a predicted model, not a curated record
UUUCCGUGGUGUGAAUAAGCAGCAUAAUAGGAGUGACUGGCCCGAAAAGGGCUACGCUAAAUUUCGGUCGAAACACGAGGAACCAGAAGGCAGGGACAUGUGGUGGGUGCUGUGGGUGCUCGCUGCCUUGCUGGCUCUCUUCUCCUGUUUCGAUGUGUGGUACUUCCUGCGAGCGGCAGCUGUGAUACUGCGUGCUUGGUUCCAGCCUCCAAUCUGGGACGUUACGGCAGAGCAGACCCUCACAGGCCGGGUCACUCCUCGUGACAUCGACAUGUGCCACAUGAACAAUGCCCGCUACCUCCGGGAGUGCGACUUUGCUCGCUUCUCUCUCUAUGUACGUAACGGUGUGUUCAAGGCCGUACGAGCACUUGGAGCUUCUAUGGUUGUUGGGGCCACCACCAUCCGUUACCGCAGGGCUCUGUGUAUCGGGGAGGGCUUUGAGCUGCGCAGUCGCAUCGUCACAUGGGAUGAUAAAGCGUUCUAUUUAGAGCAGAGAUUUGUGGCGACAAAAGACGGGCUGGUGUGUGCUGUCAUGUACUGUAAGCAGAGCGUCAUCCGCAGCAGCCCGGACAAGAUCAUGCAGCACCUGUGUAAGAGAAAGGUGGAGUGUCCUGAGUUUCCAGAAGAUCUUCAGCACUGGGUAAACUUCAUCUCUGCCAGCAGUCAGGCCCUCAGAGCUGAGAGCGGACUGGAUGAGAAGGACAAAUGAGGCGAUACAUGGGAAACUGCUGAGAGGGACUUUUUGUAUAUCAGCUGUUUCAUAAACUCAGGAUUAAAAAAACCCUCUGAAUGAGACAUUUGUCUUCUAUUCAUGUUUACUAGUUUUAAAACACAUGUGCCUACACUUCUGAAAAUGAGAUUCUCUCGCCUGUGUCAACACUAGAAGAGCUACUAUGUACCUCUCAUUGUUUGGAGAGGAUGAUGAAAACGUCUUCCUCCAUAACAGUAUGGUUAUGUAAAGUGUUUAACAUUGUGCUUUGAAAAGCAAUAAAACAAAAG